Molecule: messenger RNA, 729 nt
Organism: Prorocentrum cordatum
Lineage: Eukaryota; Dinophyceae; Prorocentrales; Prorocentraceae
Source: the annotation of a GenBank genome assembly
AUGACAAUCAUGUUCCAAGGUAUGUUUCGAACAAUGGCACAGCUUUGCGCAGUGGGGCUUGUAACUACUUGCGCUGAGCACGUGGACCUGCAGCUCAUGCAGAUACACACGGCCAGUCUCUCGCGUGGCAAUGGGAUCCGGCAGGGAUGUCAUACCUCAACCCACGGCGACGAGUGUUACGAGAAGGUGAUGUGGGCGAUGCGGACGGGCGUCAAUUUACACCCAAUGUGGUAUCUCCCUCUGACGAGUAAUUCCAGCUUCGAGGACUUCCAGCAGCACCUGCACGCCGUGGACAGGCUCUCUGACGUGUGUCCCAAGCCAUGUGCAGCGGCGCAGUCAGAGGAGCGACCGGCAGAGCGGUUGCCCGCAGUGCCAGAGCAAUGCCGCACCAGUGUCGAGGGCGACGAGUGCUACGAGAAGGUUGAGUGGGCAAUGCGGACGGGCAUCAAAAAGCACCCAGAAUGGUAUCUCCCUCUGACGAGUAAUUCCAGCUUCGAGGACUUCCAGCAGCACCUGCACGCCGUGGACAGGCUCUCUGACGUAUGUCCCAAGCCAUGCGCAGCGGCGCAGUCAGAGGAGCGACCGGCAGAGCGGUUGCCAGGGCCAGAGCAAUGCCGCACCAGUGUCGAGGGCGACGAGUGCUACGAAAAGGUUGAGUGGGCGAUGCGGACUGGCAUCAAAAAGCACCCAGAAUGGUAUCUCCCUCUGACGAGUACUUCCAAAGGUUGA